ACUCAGCCGCCUGGAAGGAAUUAGUCAGCAGCAGCAACAGAGAGACUUUUGGCCACUUCUCUGUGCUCUGUGAGAGCCGGAUGCUUGCAUGAGCAAACUAUAGAAGUACUUAUCUACAUGCCACUUUUAAAAACAAGCAAACUAAUUAUUCUGAUUCCUACAGAGUCAUUGCUGGAAAAGUUUUUUUUUUAAAUUUACUAAAUGAUUUGGUGGCAUUUUUGUAACUUGUAAGAACUUUAAAAAAAUGAAUGAAACUUCCAGAAGUUGAUGGAGAAAUAUAUUUAUUGAUUUUUCAUAGUUAAUUCUUUAUUUAUACUUUUUUUACAUGAGUGAUGCCGAAGAUGACUGGCGUUGAUGUUUGUACACAUGAGAAGCGUGCGUUGUGUAGUUUAUGACUGCAAACAGACUGUUAGAAACUAGUGAGGACAAGCAGUCUGGGAUUUUCUUUUUUUUUCUCUUCUUCUUCUUGAGCACCCUCCUCAGCCAAUUUACAGGAACGUGCUUAAAAAAAAUAUCAUUUUUAAUGAGGACCAAUGUCAGCGGAUUGAUGAGAUUCACCACCACACAAGUGUCCUCUAAAACGCUGUCGAGAAUUUUUCUCCCUGUGGAUCGGCACCAGAGCUGCCGGAGCUGACCGCAUCCUCCCUCAAGGACCAACGAGAGGACCACAGCUGCUUCAAGAUGAAGUGUCAGAGAGUCCUCACCUACCUUCGGAUAUUUGGCACCACCAUGUUCGGCGUGUCCCUCCUGGUGGGCAUCUCCACGGCCUACAUCAUGGGCUACCAGUUCUUCCAAACAGCUCGCAAUCACCUAUCCUUCGGCCUCUAUGGCGUCAUCUUAGUCAUCCACCUCAUCAUCCAGAGCCUCUUUGCGCUCUUAGAACACCGAAACAUGCGGCGGUCCUUGGAGACGCCGAUCAAACUGAACAAGUCCUUGGCGUUGUGCAUUGCGGCGUAUCAAGAGGACCCAAACUACCUGAGGAAAUGCCUGGUGUCGGUGAAGAGACUGACGUACCCGGGUAUCAAGGUGAUCAUGGUGAUCGACGGGAACAAGGACGAUGACUUGUACAUGAUGGAUAUUUUCAAAGAGACCAUGGGACGGGACAAAUCGGCCACGUACGUGUGGAGGAGUAACUUUCACAGCCGGGAGCCCGGCGAGACGGACGAGGCUUACGCAGAGAGCCUUCAGCAGGUCACCAGGACGGUCCUCAACAACAAGUGUGUGUGCAUCAUGCAGAAGUGGGGAGGGAAGAGAGAGGUCAUGUACACCGCCUUCAAAGCACUGGGACGAAGCAUGGACUACGUGCAAGUGUGUGACUCUGACACCAUGUUGGACCCGGCAUCAUCGGUGGAGAUGGUGAAGGUCCUUGAGGAAGAUCCUAUGGUGGGAGGCGUUGGAGGAGAUGUACAGAUUCUAAACAAAUACGAGUCCUGGAUCUCCUUCCUGAGCAGUGUACGGUACUGGAUGGCCUUCAACAUAGAGCGGGCCUGCCAGUCCUACUUUGGCUGUGUGCAAUGCAUCAGCGGGCCUCUAGGAAUGUACCGGAACUCCCUCCUGCACGAGUUCAUCGAGGACUGGUACAAUCAGACCUUCAUGGGAUCCCACUGCAGCUUUGGGGAUGACCGCCAUCUCACUAACAGGGUGCUGAGCCUCGGGUACGCAACAAAAUACACUGCUCGGUCCAAGUGCCUCACUGAGACGCCAGUCACAUACCUGCGGUGGCUCAAUCAACAAACUCGAUGGAGCAAGUCGUAUUUCAGAGAAUGGCUCUACAACUCGAUGUGGUUUCACAAGCACCAUCUGUGGAUGACUUACGAGGCCGUGAUCACUGGCUUCUUCCCGUUCUUCCUCAUUGCCACUGCGAUCCAACUCUUUUACCAAGGAAGGCUCUGGAAUAUUUUAUUGUUUCUGCUGAUUGUGCAGGCAGUGGCACUGAUCAAGGCCUCGUUUGCUAGCUGCCUUAGAGGUAACAUUGUCAUGGUUUUCAUGUCGUUCUACUCCGUACUUUACAUGUCGAGCCUGUUGCCGGCCAAAAUGUUUGCGAUAGCAACAAUCAACAAGUCUGGAUGGGGGACCUCGGGGAGGAAAACGGUGGUGGUGAACUUCAUUGGUCUGAUUCCAAUAUCUGUUUGGUUCACUAUCCUCUUCAUUGGGAUUAUCUAUACAGUAGUCCUGCAGACUAAAAAGCCCUUUCCUGAAUCAGAAAAGAUUGUUCUGGUUAUAGGGGCUGUCGUCUAUGCAAGUUAUUGGGUGAUACUGUUGACUUUGUACACAGUGCUCAUUAAUAAGUGUGGCAAAAGGAAGAAGGAAACACACUAUGACAUGGUGCUGGAUGUAUGAUUUACAGAACCCUCUGUUAUGGUUGUUUGCACUCACACAAUGUUGUUCUACAAAUGUUUUUCAGAUGCAGAGCAGCUCUGGAGGCAAAAUUAGAGCAAAAUCAGAAAAAGAACCAGGGAUUUUCUCAAACUUGAAUGGCAAAUAUAUAAAUGACAGGGGCUGCCUUUCUCUCCCUGUUCAUUCAUGUCAAUAGCAGUCAUGGUCUUGUAACAGCAUGCUAGUUAAUCAGAUUUUUUUAUACAUGUUUAACUGAAGAUCAGCAACUGUAAACUAUGUAGCUAAAGUUGAUAAGUCAAUAUGGCAAGAUCAGAUAAAAACAUAUAUUGCAGUUGGCAGCAAGAGUGCUAGGCUUUGUAACAUUAGCUACCUCUUGCUCCUGUCAUUUUCACUGGUCUAACAUUUGCAACUCAACCAAAGAAACUGUGGAUUUUGUGUUUCCACCCAUUGGGGUUCCACCCAUCGCGGUAAGAGCAUUUUACCUCCAGAGCAACGUUGUGUUUCCCAAAGGUUUGUACCUGAACAUAAAAAUAUCCACUUGUUGUUGGCUCCAGCACGGCAAGCCAAAUAAUAGCGCCACAUACCAUCAAGUUCAAGUCUAAAAUGUCUAGUCUCCUUUGUCGAUGAUUACAUUCAGGACUCUAAAAGGUGCUGAGAUCGGCUAGUGCCAUCACUCCUCAUGAUUUUGUAAUUUGUCUGCCACUAUAGCAUUGAAAGCAGAAAAAGGCACAAGAAGAUAAGAUGCAUUUAGAGAUGCUGCAAAUUCAGAGGUUUUUAGCUUUGAGGGCAAAGCAUUGGGAAGAGCUGAAGUAUACAUUUGCAAAGGAAAAGGGGACUGAAAUAAAAGCAGGUCUCUCUUUCUUUUGUUGCACUCAUAUCAUGUGGGAAGGCAACAUUCGGCAUGAUGUAUAAUCAAUAUCUACGGUAGUGAAAAGGUAUUUCAUGCAGGUUGGACUUACAAUACUUGGUUUGCUGUUUAAAAUUAAACACAGCACUCGCUGGGGGGUUUGUAUGUUGGAUGUGAAAAGGUACAAGAUCCAAUUGUCGCCAAUGAGUCUUGUUGUUAUUCCCAAAUGAUGUGAAUGCAGUAUUGUCCUCAAUGUGUACAAAGGGAAGAACCUCAAACUGCUCCCUGAUUGGUAGAUAUAAUUUCCACCGCAUUAGGAGACAAGGUGAACAGGUGACCAAAAGAGCAACGUGUACUUUUGCUGCUGUGACUAUUUUAUUUUUACAAAAUGGACAACUUUUGUUUUUCUUUGCUUUUUUUGAUUAUAUAUAUAUAUAUAUAUAUAUAUAUAUAUAUAUAUAUAUAUAUGAAUGAUGGUUAUAUUUUGUAAGAUAAAAAACACUUCUAUUGUUAAUGUAUUUCUUUUUACCAAGUUGAAUGAAACUGCCAAUCAGACACGGUGGCCAUGUUCUAAUCCAAAGAUUUAUUGAUUGUUGCAUCCAAUGUGUCUUUGAUUUCUUCCUCCGCUCCCACACAGAAUACAAAAUAGUGUGCCUAGAUCCCUCUACUUCAAUAUAUUCUGUUGAAUAAGCUGCAAAGGAUGAAACAAAUGUGAUAGGAAUACAUUAUUCCCUGAAAAAGAUCAAAUACCCGAUGACAGAAAUGUGAAUAAGGGCACUUGAUGGAAGGGAACAGCAUUUUGGAAGGAAAGUCCAGUGUUUGCUGUAGACCGGGAGCAGAUAUGAGUUUAAUUCUUAUGCACUUUUAUGUUCCUCCCGUGGUCCAAAUACCUCAGUGGCUCUCUUUGCAUCGCAUCAAGGCAUUAGGAUGCUGCCCAAAGACUGACGCAUUCUGAAGGUCUCAAGUAAUUUAUGACCUUUCUGUGUUAUUGGAUAUAGCAGUUCCUCAUUGGGUAAAAGCUGGAUUUCUCCUCCUUGUCAGCCAUUUUCUGUAGCCUUCUUUGUAUGCUUUGUAUGCUUUGUUUGCAUUAUCUUUGUAUUUUCUCUUCACUACCAAAGAUUCUUUAUUUUCACUCAAGAAUGGGAAAAUGUUUUUCGUGUACUUUUAACUGUUCUGACCAUAACUUGUGUAUCUGACCAAACAAUGUGAAAUUAUGAGCUGGGGGUUUGUCUGCAAUAACAACAAUAAAAUGCAAUUUGUAGAGAGAUAAGUUAUUGAUUUCAAGAGAAGUAAUGUGCCUGUGUUUUUCUUUUUACUUCGAGAGAAGACCAACAUAUUUAUGUGUGAUAAUUCUCUGGUUUAUAGGAUUCUCUUAUUAGGACAAUUCCUACGAUUCCAUUAGCGCCUACACUGCAAAAACAGUAAAAACAUUUUACUAUACAUCAAAUGUAAAUAGUUGCUAGGCUUCACAUUCUUUGCAGUGUAGAAACGAAAUCUUCUAAGUCUCUGUGUUCAGCCCCUAAUACAAAAAAACCCCUUUAGCCAAAGCACACUGACAUCCAGUCAGCAACUGACAAGUUGCACAAAAUAGAGUUUUCUACAAAUUAUGUAUUGUAAAGUUGUGAAGUGCCUUGAGGGAGCAAUUACAAAAAUAUUGUUGACAUCGUACUACACCCAAUAAGGAGACGUUUUAACCCGAGCUUGAGACAAACACUUGAACCAUGAGUUGUCCUCAUUGACUAAUC
Messenger RNA from Pungitius pungitius (ninespine stickleback), 4929 nucleotides. RefSeq names its product hyaluronan synthase 2 (gene has2). The coding region runs from base 682 to 2340 and encodes 552 amino acids. Gene Ontology annotation, cellular component: plasma membrane. Lineage: Eukaryota; Metazoa; Chordata; Actinopteri; Perciformes; Gasterosteidae. The record is from RefSeq and is a predicted model, not a curated record. Gene Ontology annotation, molecular function: hyaluronan synthase activity. Gene Ontology annotation, biological process: extracellular matrix assembly; hyaluronan biosynthetic process. The transcript is spliced from 4 exons.